Messenger RNA from Lytechinus pictus (painted urchin), 5132 nucleotides. RefSeq names its product coiled-coil domain-containing protein 125-like. Lineage: Eukaryota; Metazoa; Echinodermata; Echinoidea; Temnopleuroida; Toxopneustidae. The record is from RefSeq and is a predicted model, not a curated record. The transcript has 12 exons. Bases 372 to 1838 code for a protein of 488 amino acids. Gene Ontology annotation, biological process: negative regulation of cell motility; negative regulation of Rho protein signal transduction. Gene Ontology annotation, cellular component: cytoplasm.
GAUCGCAUUCAUGUUAUUGUUAUUGCUCGCGCUACCUACACAAGGCUCACCGCCUAUUGCUGGGGGACCCACCGGACUGUACCUGAUGACAGCGCCGGGCAAGCCCCGUGCUCCAGAAGGCCACUAUCCGCUGCUUUAUCCCUGCCGCGCCUUCGGCCGGCCUUCGUCGUGCGUGUCUUUUUGGCAAGCAAGUGAAUAGGGUCUAAGUCUUAAUGAUGACCAGAAAUGGAGAUUUUAUCUUCCAGGCGAAAUUGGACUCUAAAUUCAGCAGUCGGAAGUGCCUAAAAUAUUGUUUCAUGUGAGUGAGGAUGCUAUCUCACAACUGGAUAUAAUUUCUUCUGAAAAUGCUUUAGAAACAUUUUACUUCAAAAAUGGAAGAAGGAGACUUGGGGUUUGGUCAAGGAUUGAAACCUGGAGCUAUUUCUACAUCUACUGAAGAUGUGGACUUAUCGCCUCGGCAACAAGACCUACAAAUCAAUUCAGAAUCAAGAGAACAAGAACCAGACGUGGUAAGAAAAAGCAAUGGCUCUAGCAGGAGACUUAAGAGGAGCAACAGUCUAGGUUCAGCAAUAAAAAGGGAUAGAAAUGGUGAGAAUGAAAGGGAGGAGAUUCCUGAGUUUGCAGGAGUGCCAAUGGGAACAUCAUUCAGACAGCAGAAAGUUCUAUACAGUCAAAACAUCACAGAUUUCCUCAAGAAGAAGGACAAGAUAAAGCUAUCUGCUGAUGUAAAAGGGUCUGCUGUUCCUGCUUCAUUUUUUGCUGUCCAGCAAUCUAUUGUUAACAGACUCCAAGAAGCAUCAAAUGAAGUAAUAGUUUUACAAAGUGAAUUGGAAGCUUCUAAAUCUCAACUAGACAGCAAGUACAGGGCAAUACGCAUUCUUCAAAAUCAGGUGGCUGCAUUGAAUGCUGAGAAACAAAGAAAUAUCAAUACAGUACAAGAUCAAGCCAAAGUUCUUCAAAAGGAGGUGAAUGCGUUACAGUUUGAAUUGGAUGCCAAGUCAAGUUCAUUUAUGUUCAGUGAGCAGACAUGGGCUGAAAGAUUUGAUAGGCUGAGUAUUGAAAAUACUGCCCUCAUGGCAACGUUACAGGCCAGGUCCGAUGAGGUCAGACGAUUACAUGCUGACAAGAUGGCUUUAAAAAGAGAGAGGGAUGAACUAUUGGCUAUGAUGGAUGCAAAUGAGAGACUGCAGUACGACAGACAUUGGUCUUCCAAGAAUGAUGCUUGCUUAAACAACUCAAUAUCUGAGCAAAUGGCCGUGCUUGGUUCGUGCUUGUGUCGUGGUAAUAAACCAGAGCCUUGCCGGUGUGCUAAGACAGCUGCCUUACUAAAAAAAGAUAACAGUUUGCUCAAAGAUGAGAAUUUCAAGUUAAAUGAGAGUCUCAAGGAAGCCUACCUCGUAGCCGAUGCCUUCCGGAAAGCCUUUGAAGAACAACUCAACCGAAACUCAUCGAUGAGCAAAGAGCUUGCCGACUCCCCUCCUCAUUCUGCUGCAAAAGACGUUGAGAAGAAUGGAAUGAGGAGAAAACCUCUCCUACCAUGGAUGAAGAAGACGCCGUCAAAGAAUGGACAUUGUCAAAGGGAUGAUGUUGGUAAGCUGCUAGCAGAAUCACUGGACAUACAAGCUCUAGUGGUCAGUGAACUAGAUGAGAUCCAUCAUGAAUGGUCGAGAAGUGUUGGGGUUCAAGUCUCACAACCAAUGCCUGAUCUCAUCAGGAACAUGGCCGAACUGCUGAAUGAUAAAAGUGAAGCCUUAGCUCACCAGCGGUUGGUUACCAAGAUGUUAGCAAGACGUACUCAAGAUCUAGAAGCAACCAUGAAGAAAUACAGUGAUCUUUAAUACCAGAUGAAUUACCUCAAAUAGUAUCAAAAAUGAUUGGGGGCUCUUAAAAACAAACUCUACUGUCAGUAAUGGAUGUAAAAUCAUUGUAAGUCUGUAAGUGGCCUUUGAGAAUAAUACCUCAGUUCAAGAGAGUUUGGAUCAGGGACUUAGUAGUGCAAGCUGGUAUAGAUAUUCUAUCAGCCAUUGAAAUGCCAUGAUUUCACUAGCUUAUAACCCUAAUAAAGCUGGGUAUAUGGAACUUCAUGUAUCUCACAUCCAGUGAGAGUCCAUUCUCUCCAUUCAAUUCAAAUUUUGAUAUUCAUUAUAAAUUGAUUAUGAUAUUAAAUAUAUGUAUAAAAGCAUGUGCUUUACUUCAUAAUUAGGUAUUUGUGCCAAAGAUGUUUUAGGUAACAUCAUACUUAGUGACAGGUUAGUGAUAUGUUAUAUGGCUGCAUAAUUAUUUAUUUUAAAGGCUGAAGAAUGGGUACUUUUGGUGGAGAAUGCAGACAUUCUAAAUAAUUGCAUGUUUAUGUGAAAUUCUGUAUUAUCCAGAUUACUCUAAUUAAUUUAAUUCAUAACACACUCAAAUGGAAAUUGGAUGUUUUGUACCUCUUAUAUUGGGUUUAUCAUAAAGCUAUUGUUCUCAUUCAGUGGAACAGUUUAAAAUUGAGUGUCAUAGCUCUUUCAUGAUUUUGGAUUAAGGACAUCCUCUCCUAUUGACCAUUCCUAUAAACCACAUGACCUUUAAAUACAUGCCCUUGUGAAUAAAAUUGUUUUUAAAAGCCACCUCACACCUGACCGAAUGUAGGCUGACGAAGGGUGACGAAUGGGAGAAAUGCACGCAAAUUCAACAAUUUCAAAUAAAAUUUCCGUCAAAUCAUGCGAUCAGUAACUAUUGUCAAAUUUUAUCAACGAAAGGUAAACGAAGGAUUAAUAUGACAUGCGAAAGAUAUUGAUCUUUCGGUUCACCCCUUUGAGUAAAUUGCAGCCGAAGGCGAGCGAAGGGUUGAUAUAACCAAAUAAGAUGAACGAACAGUGAGCAAUGGUUUGAUAUGGCGUGCGAUUAGAAACGAAGACGAGGUAAUAGAUUGCAUUACGUCAAACCCCCGUUUGGAGAAAGACCGCAGUUCAGAUUGCAAACUGCGGGUUUAUACCCCAUUUUACGUUUGGAAAUCCCAAAAAUCAUUUCUAAGCCCUGAAAAACCCUGCUUGACCAGGUAAUCCCUGCUGUCUCAAUUUCACCUCCACAGGCCAGUAUAUGAGCGUUGAGCCAAGGACGAAAUGAUAAACAACAGCUGUGCUAUUACGUAAAACUUCUCUGCCUGUAGUAGGACCUUCGGAAUGAAAUUUUUGUAUUCGAUAUUUAAUCACGUUUUCAAAGGCAUAUUGCAUUCAGAAAUCCAAUGUUAGUCCAUUUUCAAUUUCGAACGAAGAAAAUCGACCUCGAAAUAAGGAAAGUAAGCGAAUAAAAAUGACGGCAUGCUUUGCAGGGACCGCGCUCAGCGCUGCGCAUGCAUCCCAUCGUGUGUGGCCCCCUGCUGUGACUGUAUAUGCCGGGCUGUUGUGUUAUCUUCGGACCGAGGUCAAGAAACAGGUGUUUUGAUACUUAAAUUGCUUGCUUGGGGGCAGUUAGGGUUUGUCGUACUUGGAGAAGAGAAUUGAUGAAGAGGGAAACAGGGGUAUAGUGUUCUCAAAUGGAGGUUUUCGUCAUGGAGCGUUCUUGUAUGUCUAGUCCCUCAUCAAAAGCGUGAUGAGGGACUAUGCGUGACAAUAACACACAAACGAUAAACGAACGAUUACCUCAGACUAAAUAAGAGAUGCGAAUUCAAACAGAUGACCAACAAUUUUUCAAUUCGUCUGGAAAUUUUAAACAUGUUCAAAAUUUCCGCGCGAAUUUGAAUAAUAGCAGCUGUAGUUCAGAAGGUGUACGAACCCAAACACGAAGGGUAAAUAUGAUUUAAUAUCCUUUCGCCAGCCAUCGCAAGGCAUAUUUCAGGCAAUUCGGUUAGGUGUGAGGGGGGCUUUACAAUAUUGCACUACCUCCUUGGUGUUAACAUGUUCUUGGGUUCAUAACACAAAGCCUAGUGACUGAUAGUAUGAUGGAUUAUUAUGAUUGAUUUUAUAUUAUGAUCAAUUGCUCAGUUUUGUUUUUUAACAAACGCUAGAUAUGAACAUGUCAACUUAGUCACUGUAGACGAUAGAUGAGAUAUUGAGUUUUGAAAUUAAUAAGUGUUGGGUGGUUGAAUUAGCUGAAGUAUUAAGUCUCUUAUAUUUUUCCCUAUAUGCUGACAAUGUUAAUGACAUUCUAAUAACAACUGACAGUACGUACAUGUAUAUAUGAAAAUAUUUAAAUACGUCACCUGUUCAUCUAAUUAUUAUUAUAUUAUAUGUCUUAUAUAGAGAAUUUGUUAUAGUUAAUGAAUUGUAUUUCACAUGCUUAGAAUGUUGCUGGUUGAUUGGUUAAGAGUAUGUCAUGUGAUUAAUUGUAGAUGGUGUUCUUUACAAUGAUCUCUCAAGUUAAAGGGGAAUGAAACUCUUGGAGCAAGUUAGCUUUUGUGAAAGCAGAAAAAUCAAAGAAUAUGAUCAACAAAAGUUUGAGUAAAAUAGGACUAGCAAUAGAAGAGUUAUGAGCAUUUGAAUGUCGAGAUCACUAAUGCUAUGGAGAUCCUCCCAUUGGCAAUGCGACCAAGAUCUAUGAUGUCACAGAUGAACAACUCUCCCCUUUUGGACACUGAAAAUAUACCCUAAAACAUCUCUUUUUGCUCAUUCUAAUCAUAUGACAAACGAUUCAUCAAUGAUAUAAUGUUGUGAAACCUCUGUACUUGUCCUCUCAUAAAGAGAACACAUCACCUUGUGAUAGACUCUAUAAAAAUGAGAAUAUAAGUGAAAUAAGUACUAAAGUAAUGAGGGAGUUGUACGUGUGUGACAUCACAGAUCUUGGUCGCAUUGCCAAUGGGAGGAUCUACAUGGCAUUAGUGAUCUCAAUAUUCAAAUGCUCAUUACUUUCUUAUUAUUCAUUCAAUCUUCCUCAAACUUUCAACAAUAUGUUUCUUUGAUUUUUCUCUUUGAUAUGGAUUCAGCUGGUUUCAAGGGUUUCAUUCUCCUUUAACAGCUUUGAUUGACUGUCACAGUGAAUAAUGAAUUUGUGUAAUGUCUUGGCUCUAAACGCAUUUAAAUAAGCAUUAAGAAAAGCUUCACAAAUAAUUCUUUGUUCCGUCAAUGUCAACUAACAGUAAUUAUUGGCUUAUUAUUCUGCAAUGUCAAAACAGGAAUGAAGUAUUGAAUCAUUUGAAUGCAUUAUAAAAUAUGACU